UAGUCCAACUUACCAACACCGGUAAACGAACCAUGGAUGAACACGAGUUCUUCAAACAAACUGUGCAGCACUUAGCCCGGUGUUUGUCUAGUAUCAACCCAACGCCAUGGGAAAAGGUCAACACCCUCUUCAUGCUAUGUCCUCAAGCAAGCUCCGAAUUAAUAAUAACACCACGCAGUCAAGAAGCCUGUAUCGCACUUGGGCUAUACUUCUUGCAGAGCGGACUACAGCACCAAGAGAAACUGUUGCCAUAUUUCCUUAAAAUAUUGAAGAGUUUAAACAAUGCCCAGUUUGAAGAACCUCUGUGUCGGAUUAAGAAUGCAGACCGUAUACCAAUGUCAGAGAAAUUUAGCUUCUGCCUCAACACUCUUCUCUCUGAUGUGGCGUCCAAAACUCCAUCAGUCCGGGAAGAAAUUAUCACAGCUCAGAUCGAGCUUAUGGCCAAUUUGAGCAAAACCAUAAUCGCGACCUCAGAACGCAAGGAUGCAGACACUUCAAAGCUGCAAUUAUGCAAGAGUACAGUACCUAUACUGAUUGGCUUAGCCCGGUCCAUGGGUAGAUAUUCUACCGUUGAUCCUCCUUUGUUAUGCAGAUUAUUUCCCCAACCAAGCAGUCCUGUCAAAGCGAAAGAACCUGAACAAUAUUUUGAGUAUUCGACUCUGGAUAAGAAGAGGAAGUUCAACCAAUUCCGACCCAUAAUUCCAAGGUCAUUGUCGGGAAAUUUGAAUCCAAUGAAUGACAUCGUCGAAAAUGGGAGCGAUACUCUUGACAGUGGUACAGGGACUCUCAAAAGAGGUUCCUUACAUAGCUAUCAUUCAGUACCUUACGAUCCUACGACAUAUUUCUUCACCAAGUACGGUUCUAGCUUCAAUCAGUUUCCGUAUAUGAGGUUUUCGGAAUCUCCUGAAAAGAGAAACAGUGUGCAAUUCUUCGUGACGUAUUUACAGUCGAUUUUGUCAAUUGCUAAGAAGCUGCUGACUAAAGAUAUGCUGGCGUUUUUAGACGAGGAAGCAGAAGAUAUUUAUGCGUCUGGGCAGAUUCAGGUGUUUCCGUAUAAAUCAUUCUCAGAAACCUUGAACUUGGUGAUGGUAACACUGCUAAGGGAGAUUCUGCAGCACCAAAAAGAUUUGCCUGGACCUUUUACCAAAGACGUUCAGGAGUUCGUAAAAUGCCUCUUCCUAAGCGGCCAAACGGAGCUCCAGAGCCGACAUCACGACGCCGCAGAACGUGAGGACAGGGAAAGCAACUACGCCGCGGUCAAUAAGUUUAAGGUCAACGUGAUGGCCAACUCAGCGUGUGUUGAUUUGCUCGUUUGGGCCAUUGGGGAUGAGACAGUGGAUCAGGACUAUGACGUGCCGGCUCUUAUAAACGCUCUAACAAUAUUAAUAGGUGCCGACUCGUUAUGUGGCCGAUUGACGGAAAAAAUCAACUCUAACCACAAUCAUAAGUUGAUAUUGGCUCAUAUGCCGUUGCUGAUGGUUUGUCUUGAAGGUCUAGGCAAGUUAGCGACGAAAUUCCCGCCGAUAGCGAACACGUCGAUAUAUUGCCUACGAGACUUCCUGGUUACACCUUCGCCAAUACUCUUCAAACUACACAAGCUGGAGUUGGAGAAAACCGGGAAGGAACAUAUGAAAGUUACACUACAAGGCAAAGAGUUACAAGGCCUUACAGAGACGGGUGUUCCAGUAAAGUCCACUCCAUUCGAGAAACUUCGAGAUGCCGCCAUAGAGAACCUUUGUGUCGCAUUGGAAGCUGCAUUGACCAUAGACGAGUUUUGCGUCCCUGCGCUUGUUGGAUCUGUUAGCAAUCGGCUGUUCACUGCUGAAACUAGUGACAGUGAAUCGUCACUCAUAAGCACCAACAUCGUCAUCAUGUUGGGUCACGUGGCAGUUGCUUUAAAAGACACACCGAAGACUACAGAUACCAUACUACAGUUCUUUCAACAGAGGUUGUGCCGCGCCCCAUCAUCGCUGGAUACUCUGAUUGUCGACCAGCUGGGCUGCAUGGCCCUAGCUAGCCCCAAAGGCCCUGCUCACGAUGAGAUUAUGCGAAUGUUCACUGUCAUCACCGUGGAAGCUGCCAGUGCUGCUUAUCAUCACACUGAUGAUAAGAAACAAUAUAGACAUGUGUCCGGUGCAGUUUUAAAUGCGCUCGCGAACAUCGCAGCGAAUGUUCGCGGCACGAAUGCUCGCUUGGAACUUCUAACUCGACUUCUCGAGUUAUUCGUACAGCUGGGACUUGGCGGUGAACGAGCUACCGAUCGAUCACCCGCACCCGUACUCAAAGCUUCCGGCAGUGCGGGGAAUCUUGGUGUUCUUAUACCAGUCAUUGCGGUCUUAGUCAAAAGAUUGCCGCAUAUAAAAAACCCGAAGCCAAGAUUGCACAAGCUUUUUAAAGAUUUUUGGCUAUACUGCGUUGUAAUGGGAUUCACUGCAGCAGACUCAGCAAUGCGAAAGCGACUGUGGCCUCAAGAAUGGUAUACAGGCGUAAAAGAAAUAGCUGUAAAAUCACCAUAUUUAACAUCGCAAACAUCAUUACGUUCUGAAAUGAGAGAAUUGCAAUACACCUCAGCUGUGAGGAAUGAUAGCGUGUCCAUAACAGAGCUUCAGGAACUGAAAACGCAAAUUUUGAACUUGUUGGACCAUCCCCCUGACGUUUCGGUGAUUGUUAAUAAAUUGACUUUUGCGCCUUGUAUGUUUUUGCUGAGUGUUUAUUGGUUGGAGACUUUAAGAGUGUGUAAUUCCCCGGAACCAAGCUUGCAGCCAAUCAUAGAGUAUUUGAGCGAUACAGCGCUUCAUAAAGACAAGAGCGGCAUGUGGUCUUGCGUUGCCAGUGUCGGCGACAAAGUAUUUCACAAAUUCCUCGACUGUAUGUCGGAGAAAGUAAAAGACGAGGCGCGAGAGAGGGCGCUAGAAAACCACGCGCAGUUCCUAUUGGUCAAUUUCAAUCACAUACACAAGCAGAUCAGACGAGUAGCUGACAAGUGGCUUGCUGGACUUGUCGAUCGGUUUCCGCACUUGCUUUGGAAUUGUCGGGUUCUCUGGUCGAUGCUGGACAUUCUCCAAGUGCUAAGCUUCAGUCUUGAAUUGGAUGCCAACCAGGAGACACCCUUACUCAAAGUGCCGGGGACAGAGUUCACUUUACAACUACAAGAUACUUUAGAAGGAAGAGAAGGCAUAGUAAAAGACUUCGCGGAACGCUGUCACGGUAUCGUCCAAGAGGCAAUGAAGUGGGCGCCUCAGUCAACCAGAUCGCAUUUGCAGGAAUACUUGAAUCAGGUUCCAAAUUCAACACUCUGGGACCAUUCGGGACUGGCUCUUGCGACUGGAGCGUUACUAGGAGCGGCGGGACUGAACAGAAUGUCUGCUCCGUUACCACGUUCCGCGCUGGACAAGCGUCCGCCUUGCGUUACGCAGGAUUCUGCCGCUUUACUCGCUGUAGUUUCCCAGAGGAGUCGGUAUGCUGGUGAGGUGGCGGGGUCGGUUAGUUGCGAAGGCGGUGGCGAAGCCGCGUUAUGGCGAGUGGGUCAGCGAUUGUACACGGCGUUAAAAGAAGGUUGUACGAGUGGUAGUGAGUCAGCGCAUCGAGCCGCCUUAUGGCGGGCCACAGCGUUGUUGGUGCACGCGAGGCAUCAUUCUAUUAUGCACGUUGGAACUGUGGCUGUCGAAAUAGAAUUCCUAGUCACGUGGCACAAUCCACACAGCCGGCCUGAGCAAGCGGUGCCUGGUGAGGACAACAUAGCAAUCUGGCGAGCUAAUAUUAAAACGGAACGCACGUGGCGAGAAUUUGCCAAGCUUGCUUGGGACAUCAGUCCAGUAUUGGCCGUUUUCCUGCCAGAAAGGUUAAAACAAGAAGCAAUCGUACAAGAAAUAAAAAGGAAGGUGCAAGCAAAUCCGACUGCUGUGUGCCACGUACCUCAAGCGUUGAAGUACCUUGUCACCACGGAAACUCUGUUGAACGACGCACAUGAGUUGGUUCACAUGAUAACUUGGGCGAAAGUCACACCCGUCGAAGCCCUGUCGUACUUCAGUCGGCAGUACCCGCCGCACCCCCUUUCUGCCCAGGCGGCCGUCAGCACGCUACAAUCGUAUCCAUCAUCCGCUGUUUUGACUUAUAUACCGCAACUGAUCCAGGCGUUGCGGCAUGAUACUAUGGGCUACGUGGCAGAAUUAAUAAAGACACUAGCGAAGAAGUCGCAAGUGGUAGCCCACCAGAUGAUAUGGAACAUGCACACAAACAUGUACACUGACGAGGAGAUGCAUCAUAAAGAUCCUGCCUUGUAUGACAUCCUGGACGGCUUAGUGAAGAACAUUGUCGACGCGCUAUCGGGACCGGCCAAGGCGUUCUACGAGAGAGAGUUCGAAUUCUUCCGUCAGAUCACGAACAUCAGCGGAAUUAUACGACCAUACCCGAAGGGCGCAGAAAGGAAACGUGCUUGUUUGGAGGCUUUGAAGAAUAUCAAGGUCCAACCAGGCUGCUAUCUACCUUCGAAUCCGGAUUCAAUGGUUAUAGACAUUGAUUAUAAAAGCGGUACCCCAAUGCAAAGCGCAGCUAAAGCCCCAUACUUGGCAAGAUUCAGAGUACGAAAAUACGGCAUAGCUGAAAUGGAAGCACUAGCUCUGUCUAUGGUUUCGGACGAAAAGCUAACGACAAAAGAAAGCUCAGACGAUUCAGAUUGCAAAGGAUGGUGUGAAAAAGAGGAAGGAAAAGACAAAUUCACAUCACUAGCAGCCGAAAUGUGGCAAGCGGCGAUCUUCAAAGUAGGAGACGAUGUUAGACAAGAUAUGCUUGCUUUGCAAGUCAUAUCUCUUUUUAAGAAUAUAUUCCAGCAAGUUGGACUUGAUUUAUAUCUGUUUCCUUAUAAAGUUGUUGCCACCGCGCCUGGGUGUGGUGUAAUAGAGUGCGUGCCAAAUGCAAAAUCUCGUGACCAGCUGGGCAGACAGACGGAUAUCGGAAUGUACGAGUACUUCCUCAAGAAAUAUGGCGAUGAGACGACUAGAGAAUUUCAGGCUGCUAGACGGUGCUUCGUGACGUCAAUGGCGGCGUACAGUGUCAUCGGAUUCCUGCUGCAAAUAAAGGAUCGACAUAACGGAAACAUUAUGUUAGAUACUGACGGACAUCUUAUACAUAUCGAUUUCGGCUUCAUGUUCGAGUCAUCGCCAGGCGGUAACCUCGGCUUCGAGCCCGAUAUCAAAUUGACGGACGAGAUGGUAAUGAUAAUGGGUGGGAAAAUGGAAGCGCCACCAUUCCGCUGGUUCUGCGAAUUGUGCGUACAGGCCUUCCUGGCCGUCAGACCAUAUCAAGAAGCGAUCAUAUCGAUGGUGUCAUUAAUGCUGGACACCGGUCUUCCUUGUUUCCGAGGUCAGACUAUUCGUCUCCUUCGCUCACGUUUCGCGCCUAAUUCGACAGAAAAGGAAGCAGCGGCGUACAUGCUUUCUGUUAUUAGGAAUUCCUUCCUUAACUUUAGAACUAGGACCUAUGACAUGAUACAAUACUAUCAAAACCAAAUUCCGUAUUAAUUGAAAUUAUAAAUAUGUUACGUUACGUGUAAUAACCAUUUAAAUUAUUGAAUAAAGAUUGUAUUAUUUUUGUGUAAUAAAUGCAAACUAAAAUAAUUAGGUAAUUAAAAAAUUUGACAUUUCCGGUUAUUGAAGGAUACAAAAAGUCCAAUUUUGUGAAUUUUUUUUCCUAUAAGUGUAAAGCCGCCGAAUGAAAAAUUAUCUAUGGAUUUUUAUAUCCUCGGGUUCUUUAUGUAAGAACCAUGAUUGUCUGAAUUUUGUAAAAUUGCUGAAGAGUUUAGCUCAUAAAAAAAUUGAUAUUAAAUACCCUUGUGGGGUCUGAAUUUAGCGAAAGUUAUCAUGUUAAAAUAAUCGAAUUUUCACAUGUCUAGGACGAAACUAAUUUGUCAUUUCGUAAAAUAAAAAAAGUCUUGAUUAUGGCAAUAAUUUUUACACUUGUCAUAUUAGUUUUGAACUUAUUAAUGUGUGUAGAAUCGACACUAAAGAUAUUGUUAUCAUAAUAUUUAAUCAACUAAUGUAGUUACCGCUUAGUGGAAUCUGUAGACCUCAAAUUGUACCUAUGUAACAUGUUAUGUAUAUAAUGGAUCUUAGAUGUUCUUACUAUAUGUGUUCUAAACUAAAUAUACCACUAAACUCUUUGCCUAUUUGCAAAUAUAAGGUCCAAGAAAAACAAUGGAAGAUACUUAAAAGAGCAAAAUUAGUAAAUUAAUAAAAUCAAAUAGUAAAAAAAAUCGUGCUGUUCCAUGAAAAUAUGCUAAACUGGCCGUAUAAUAAACAUAAUACAUAUUGCACUAUAGUCUGUCUUUGAAGACGGAGUGAAAUGACAUUUGUAGGGUUGCCAGUUUUCAUAAUUUUUUUAAUAAUUAUGUAAUUGUCGAGUUUUAUCGAUAGAUUCUGAAAGAAGUUAAAAUUUUGCCAAAAAUGACUGAAUUGUGAAUGUUACGACGUUCUAAUGAUUGCUAAUUGCGUUGUUGCCCUCUUUAUUCUUAUAGUGACAUUUGACCUACUAGUGUCGAGACCAAUUUUUAUUCAUGUACAUUUUAACAGGAAUAGACGGAUUUUAAUAUUAAAAACUUUAAAAUAUAUCUCCUCUUUGUAUUUUUCAUAAACAUAGUUCUAAAUAUAUAUGUAUGAACUUACAAAAAUUGAAAAUUCAAAUGAACUUUUG
Messenger RNA from Hyposmocoma kahamanoa, 6687 nucleotides. RefSeq names its product phosphatidylinositol 4-kinase alpha (gene Pi4KIIIalpha). The record is from RefSeq and is a predicted model, not a curated record. Gene Ontology annotation, biological process: phosphatidylinositol-mediated signaling; phosphatidylinositol phosphate biosynthetic process. Bases 33 to 5519 code for a protein of 1828 amino acids. Gene Ontology annotation, cellular component: cytoplasm; plasma membrane. Gene Ontology annotation, molecular function: 1-phosphatidylinositol 4-kinase activity. Lineage: Eukaryota; Metazoa; Arthropoda; Insecta; Lepidoptera; Cosmopterigidae. The transcript has 33 exons.